Messenger RNA from Drosophila takahashii, 1398 nucleotides. RefSeq names its product homeotic protein Sex combs reduced. Lineage: Eukaryota; Metazoa; Arthropoda; Insecta; Diptera; Drosophilidae. The record is from RefSeq and is a predicted model, not a curated record. Gene Ontology annotation, cellular component: nucleus. Gene Ontology annotation, molecular function: DNA-binding transcription factor activity, RNA polymerase II-specific; RNA polymerase II cis-regulatory region sequence-specific DNA binding. Gene Ontology annotation, biological process: neuron differentiation; regulation of transcription by RNA polymerase II; brain development.
AUGCUGCAGAAUCCUUCCAAAUAUCACGCAAAUCCCUUGUCGCACUUCCUGGCAUUGCAUAACACACAGGCCAGUGGCGUCGGCGGCGGGGGCUCAGCGGGGGUCGGCGGAUUGGGAGGGGCCAUCCCGGCACAUGGUCAACCGCACCCGCAUCAUCAUCAUGCGCUGGCAGCGGCUGCAGCAGCGGCGGCCGCCGUCUCGGCGGGUCAGAGUUCAUACCAAAUGGAGCACCAGCAGCAGCAGCAACAGCAGCAUCAUCAUCAGCUGCAACAGCAACAUCAUCAUCAGCAGCUCCACAACCCCAGCAACCACCAGCAGGAUGGCCACCACCCACCGACAACAGGCAGUGGCGGUGGCAGCAGCAACAGCAGCAGCAACAACAGCAGCAACAACAGCAGCAACAACAGCAGCAGCAACAGCAACCACCGGGAACAGUUGGCGGCGGCUGCCACUGCGACGUCGCACGCGCAGCUCAUCGAGGCGGCAGCGGCGCAUUCCUCCCUCGACGUGGGCAAGUCCUUCACCAUCGCCGCCAUUUUGGGCCUGCAGAGCCAACGCAAGGACUACAACAAUGCCAUCAAUCUCUCCCUGCACGACAACAACAAUAUUGGCGACGACAACAACAAGUGCUACGGCAGCAGCAACAACAACAGCAGCAAUAACAACAGCCAGAGUGUAAACAACUUUAAUUGUGAUAGUGGCGCCGGCAGUGGACGUUACCUGCACGGCGGACUUCCGCACUCGCAUCCUCACCAGGCGGGAUUCGCCGCCGUUGCCGCCGCCGUGGGAGCUGCUCCCUCUGCCCUCCAGAGCCUGCAGCAGCUCCACCAGCAACACCACGCCCAACAACAGGCCACGCUGAGCUUUCAGCGGGAGAAACUCAAGUCGGACUCUCACAAGAAGAGCGCGCUGAAGAACAAACGGGUCCGGACAAUCUUUACGCCGGAGCAGCUGGAAUGCCUGGAGGCGGAAUUUGAGCGACAACAGUACAUGGUUGGGCCCGAGAGGCUCUACCUCGCACACACACUCAAGCUAACGGAGGCGCAGGUGAAGGUUUGGUUCCAGAACAGGCGGAUCAAGUGGCGUAAGCAUCACCUGGAACUCACGCAACAGCGGCUAGCACUGAUACGACAGACCCAGCUGCCUGGCACGGCGAUCCUGGGCAAUCAGGUGUCCGUGGCUACCAAUGCGGCCCACUCUGCGUCCACGGAUCUCACAACCGGAUGCAGUGCAGCCUCGCCCAGUCUGCAUGAGGAGGACAACGAGGACAGUAAGCACUCCCUCUCGCUAUCCGGCGUCAUGCCGCCGCUGAGUCGGGCGCAAUCCGAGUCAGAUCUGUCCAUCUGCAAUGAUUCCCUGGACGGCGACAGCCUCAUGGAUGGAAGCGAAGAGGCCUAG